ACACACAGCGUUAUAUUUAUAUAUCAUUAAACGAUACUUCAGAGGGAUACUGAACAUUUCUCGCACUUACAUCUUCAGUUGUUUGUUUAAACGACUAAUUCUUUAAAAAUGUCAAGUGAACCACCAUCUUUGUUUCUGUGGGGAACAAUACAGAAUUCUUCACCUGCUCAUGAAGACGGUGUUCUCAUGGAAAGCAGAUCAUCCGGUGAUCUUGCAAGAAAUACGGCCGGGGUUGACCCAUUUUGCCGCAAGCAGUGGGCAUCCCAGUCAUUGAGGGUCACCGCCAAGGAGCUGUCGAUCGUCUCUCCUGGGGGGAAAAACAACGCCAUCGCAGAGCGCUUCUCCAAGUACCAGAUGGCAGCAGAAGAGGGCAGUGCAGAGAAAAAGAAAGUGGCGGAAGAACCAUUGCCCUCAUCGCUUCGCAGUGGGAAUCUGAGUGUUUUAAAAAAACACUGGGAGCAGCAGCAGCAGCACCAACUGCUGAGUGUCGGUGCCACACCCAACAUCUCCACUAUCCGCGAAACCCACCUCAGUCAAACAGGUGCUAAACCGAGACCCAUGCAACAGAUUGAGACCCCACUAGACAUCACGAAAAGCCACAAGCUCCAGGAGGAGGACCAAGAUACUGAGUUUGAAGCACAGACUGAUCAAGCCAAGGAGCAGACAGACAUGGAGCCCAAGGCCAACAGAGAAGCCGAGGAGCAAGACGGAGCAGUAGCAGAAGUGCCGGAUUCGGAAAGGCCUAGCGUUCCCCUCAACAACCUGAAGAUGAUCUUCGAGAAGGGAGAGGCAGACAAGGAAUCCAAAGAGCAAUCAAGUCAAGGAAGCGGUGCUUGCACAGCUAACAUGGACCAGCUUUUAGGAGAUGGAACUCUUGCAGAGUCGACCCCUCUCCGGGAUAGAAUGGCGCUCUACCAAGCUGCCAUCUCCAAACAGGACAUCACUCCCGCCUCAGUCAGUACUGACCUGCAGGAUACUUUCUGUAGCAAACAGAAGGAGAAUGUUCCCCCGUUCUCCUUGGAUAUGAGUCCAGAUUCUGAGCCAAACGGCAGAAAAAGUUUUAGUGCAGAGAGCAACGGUUCUGGUCCUGGCAGUGCUGCAUGUUCUCCUGCCAAAACUCCAAGGAAUUUCCGUCUGCCGGUAAGGGAGACCUGCGUGUCCUGUCAGAAGACAGUCUACCCCCUCGAGAGGCUGGUGGCCAAUCAGCAGAUUUUCCACAGCGCCUGCUUCCGCUGCUGCCACUGCAACACCAAACUGAGUUUGGUCAACUACGCUUCCCUGCACAACAACGUGUACUGCAAGCCACACUUCUGCCAGCUCUUCAAGGCCAAGGGCAACUAUGACGAGGGCUUUGGCCACCGGCCCCACAAGGAGCUGUGGGAGAGCAAAGGUGAGGCGGGGGACAUCAUGUCACCACAGCCCAAUUCUUACAUCAAGACCCCCUCUCCUGCCUCUGAGCUGGAGAGCCCCAGUGUGGAGGACUCCCCUCUAGCCAAGGUAAAUGUCCUCACGGCCACCAUGGAGGCUUUGGGACAAGGAUCCCCGGAGAAGACAGACAGACCCACGGAAACGCGCAGGCUGAAAAUCUCCUGGCCGCCGCAGCCAGAAGGCGACACCAGCCAUAAUGGAGCUACAGUGCACGCCGACGGAGGCUCUGCCACCAAGCCUAUCCGUGCAAAAUGGCCCCCAGAGGACGACUCUGCCUCCUCGUCAGCCGAACAAAGCAAAGGAUCUUCCUGCCUGCGGAGGAGCUCGUCCUUAAAGGAGCGCUGCAUUCCCUUUACGCUGAUGGGCCAAGCUGAAUGUGCACCUGCUGCUGACCCAAAGAAAGUGGACCGAGUGCAGGCGGAGGCCCAGAACAUGGAGCUGCAACAUGGAGAACCUUCACCGGACAACUACACGCCUACUGAGGAUAGCUGUGUGGACGUGAGCAGCACUGGAGAGGAGGGGGAAGACAUGACUGACAGGGAUGCAGAAGACAUGGAAGAAGAAGAUGAGCUGUUGGAGAAGGAAGGUCAGGAGAUGGGGGAAGAGGAGGGCAAAGACAGGCCAGAGAAUCGUGUCCACUAUGAGGACGAUGAGGUAGACCAAGCUCAUCAGGAGCAGGUGGAGGAGCAAAUGGAUGAGGAAGAUGGCGUUUUGGAGGAGGAGAUGCCCGCUACCAAACACGAGACGUCUUCUACUGAAGAUGAUGAUGAGGUAGUGGAGGCCAGCAGGUCGCCACAGGAUGUGGGCUUCUGGGAGGAGGAGGAAGUGGAGGACAAGGCGGAGCAAGAGGCGCUGAGCGUGGAGGAAAUGAUCAAGCGAAACCGCUUCUAUGAUGACGGGGAAGAGGAAGAGGAGGAUUUCUAAAGAUGGCCGCCUUGUCGCAUGUGUUGAUGGUGAACGCUACUGAGCUCUUGAACUGUGCCUCCUUUCUACAUUCAAAGCCAUUCCAACGGUAUUUUUACUGUCCUUUGUUCCUCUCACCUUUUUAUCUUACCAUAUUUAAAGCACACCUAUUAUGAAUGUUGUUCAAUACAAAGCCCAAAGAUAGGAAUUAUUUAACACCAACUUAAAUGUGGCCCAAAAGAGCUUUUAAGAUACUAUGAGAACUAUUAUUUUUCAAUUGGUUUGAUUUUUAAACACAAGCAUUCCUCAAGAAAUGACCAUUGACACUCUGUGUGCAUUUCCAAAACCAUUUGGUAAACAUUUAUGACUAAACAAUCUGGUUUGAAUGUACUGUUUUUAAACCAAGCGUGCAAAAGUUAUCUUAUUUUGCUACUGUUUGAAUAAAUUGUGUACAAAA
Molecule: messenger RNA, 2788 nt
Organism: Nerophis lumbriciformis (worm pipefish)
Lineage: Eukaryota; Metazoa; Chordata; Actinopteri; Syngnathiformes; Syngnathidae
Gene: lima1a
Product: LIM domain and actin binding 1a
Source: RefSeq, a predicted model, not a curated record